Molecule: messenger RNA, 1266 nt
Organism: Vitis riparia (riverbank grape)
Lineage: Eukaryota; Viridiplantae; Streptophyta; Magnoliopsida; Vitales; Vitaceae
Product: UDP-glucuronate 4-epimerase 2-like
Exons: 1
Coding region: 28-1254 (408 amino acids)
Source: RefSeq, a predicted model, not a curated record
UUUGGAUUUUCCCGGAAAAUUUCCUCGAUGACGAGAUUCUCCAGUGCCAACCGCUUCCGCUUCCAGUUCUCCGUCUCCAAAUCUGCCUUCUGGUGGUGCCUAUUCUUCAUUGUGCUCCUGUGCUUCGUAAGCAACCACUUGCUGCUGUCCGACAGCGACAGGCGUCUCCUCCGGAACAGAGGGAAGGGGUGGGAGCAGAGGGUCCUGUCGUCGGCGAGCCCCCGCUCCAGUUCCGGCUCCACCGUGCUCGUCACCGGCGCAGCCGGCUUCAUCGGCUCUCAUGUCUCCGCCGCCCUGAGGAACCGCGGCGACGGCGUGGUGGGACUGGACAACUUCAACAACUACUACGAUGUAUCAUUGAAGCAUGACCGGCGAGCAAUGCUGGAGAGCUCCGGCGUGUUCAUCGUCGACGGCGAUAUCAACGACCAGGAGCUUCUCAAGAAGCUGUUCAGCAUUGUUCAAUUCACUCACGUAAUGCACCUCGCGGCUCAGGCCGGCGUGAGGUAUGCAAUGAAGAACCCAGCUUCCUAUAUCGAUAGCAACCUCUCUGGUUUUGUGAACUUGCUUGAAGUCUGCAAAGAGGCUAAACCACAGCCAGCCAUUAUCUGGGCAUCCUCUAGCUCGGUAUAUGGACUCAAUUCUAAGGUUCCCUUCUCCGAAACCGAUCGAACAGACCAGCCUGCAAGUCUCUAUGCUGCAACAAAGAAGGCUGGUGAAGAGAUUGCACAUAGCUAUAAUCACAUCUACGGUUUAUCCAUCACCGGGUUGCGGUUUUUCACAGUAUAUGGACCUUGGGGGAGGCCUGAUAUGGCCUAUUUCUUCUUCACCAAGGAUAUAUUGCAGGGAAAUUCGAUACGAAUUUUUGAGGGUGGUAAAGGAGGGGUAGUUGCAAGGGAUUUUACCUACAUUGAUGAUAUAGUAAAGGGUUGUUUGGCAGCAUUGGAUACUGCAGAGAAGAGUACUGGGAGUGGAGGAAAGAAGAUGAGGCCAGCCCAGUUAAGGGUGUAUAAUCUUGGGAACACAUCUCCAGUGGAAGUAGGGAGUCUUGUAAGCAUAUUGGAGAGGUUGUUGAAGGUGAAAGCCAGGCGAGUUGCAACGCCAAUGCCCAGGAAUGGGGAUGUGAUGUAUACACAUGCGGAUAUAAGUUUGGCAGAGAAGGAGCUUGGAUACAAGCCCACUACAGAUUUGAGGAGUGGGUUGGAGAAGUUUGUCAAGUGGUACCUCAGUUACUAUAAUCAAUCCACUGUAAAUUAAGCUUUUGUGGGA